Molecule: messenger RNA, 1810 nt
Organism: Lactuca virosa
Lineage: Eukaryota; Viridiplantae; Streptophyta; Magnoliopsida; Asterales; Asteraceae
Source: the annotation of a GenBank genome assembly
AGACUUAAAUCAUAAUUCGCAUGAAUUAAGGUUUCUCCAGACAUCUUCCCCCAUAAACCCUUCCGCCAUCUACAACCCUAAAAUUUCCCAAACAUUCCGACCGCCAUUAUCGAUUACUAAGAAAUAAUAACCAUCUUUCUCGUUGUCUCAGCCAUGGAAAUUGACGGGUUUCUCUAUGAAACCCUAUCCCCUCUAUCAUCCAACGUCGCCGUCCCCACCAUCGCAUCCACACCGCCGCCGGCUCCCAGUUCCCCUACCCCUAGCGACUCCGAACCGUACCUUGUGCUACGGAAUCAUAUACCCAUAUCUACGAAUUCGACGCCCUUGCCGGAAACUUCCGCUCCUGAAUUCUUCUCUCUGGAUGUCGAUGCCGAUGAUUGGAGAACUCCGACGCCGCCCCUCAAACGUUCGCGAUUGGCCACUUCUUUGCCUGAUGAAGAACCCACCAGAAAUCUUGAGACCGGUUGGUUUCGUGCCAAUUGUCGGUUUAAGAGCCCCAUGCUCCAGCUUCACAAAGAGAUCCUGGAUUUUUGUGAUUUUCUGUCUCCAACUUCUGAAGAGCAAGUAUCACGCGACACAGCAGUCGAAUCCGUUUCAGAUGUUAUAAAGUAUAUCUGGCCUAUGUGCAAGGUAGAAAUUUUUGGCUCUUUCAAGACAGGGUUGUUCUUACCAAGCAGUGAUGUUGACAUGGUGAUACUGGACUCACAUAUUCGAACUCCUCAAAUGGGUUUACAUGCUCUCUCUAGAGCUUUAUCUCAAAGAGGUGUUGCAAAAAAGAUUCAGGUGAUUGCUAAAGCCCGUGUGCCAAUCAUUAAAUUUGUGGAAAAAAGAAGUGGCAUCUCAUUUGAUGUAAGUUUUGAUAUGGAAAAUGGACCGAAAGCAGCUGAAUAUAUACAGGAUGCUAUAUCUAAGUGGCCCCAAUUAAGGCCAUUAUGUUUGAUCUUGAAAGUUUUUCUACAACAACGCGAGUUAAAUGAGGUGUAUUCAGGUGGGAUUGGUUCUUAUGCACUUCUAGCUAUGCUAAUAGCAAUGUUGCGGAAUUCACUUGAUUCUCAUGCUUCUCCAGAACAUAAUCUUGGAGUUCUUUUGGUUACUUUUUUUGAUAUGUAUGGGCGCAAGUUGAAUACAUCUGAUGUUGGCAUAUCUUGCAAUGAUGGAGGAACCUUUUUUUCUAAAAAGAGCAAAGGAUUCCUAAACGCAAACAGGCGAUCACUACUUGCUAUCCAGGAUCCACAGGCUCCGGAUAAUGAUAUAGGAAAAAAUUCCUUCAACUAUUUCCAGAUAAAAUCAGCUUUUGGAAUGGCAUGUGCGACUUUGACAAACACAAAACUGAUAAUGAGUCUAGGCCCCAACAGGAGCAUUCUGGGCACCAUUAUAAGACCAGAUAAAGUUUUGUUGGAGAGAAAAGGAGGUUUGAAUGGUGAUGUGACAUUUACCAAUUUACUCCCUGGAGCAGGGGACCCGUUGGAGAAAGACUUUGUGGAACAUGAGGGGCUUUUUUGUAAUUGGAAUGUAGACGAUGAGGAAGAGCCAUUGCCUCGUGGAAAGGGGAUUCUUAUCAGUGAUGAUGAUGAUGAUGAUGUUGCUGCAGGGUCUACUUCUAAGAAGAAGUCAAAGAGAGGGGUCAAACUGUAUAAAUCGGCUAAAGUCAAAGUCAAAAAGUUGAAGAAGAGAAAGAGAGCCUCAUCAGAGGCCUGAAUUGAAAAUUUAUUUCAUGAAUGGAGAUUCGUUUGUUUGUUUGUUUGUUCACUUGAAAAUGAGGUAGGUAUUUGAAAGCUUUAGAAUUGAUGCACAAAAGCUUUCGUAGGAG